CAAAACCCAGACCAACAUCACAUCAGCGCGAUGACCUGCUGCUCUGUAAUUUGAUUCAUAUUAUCAGAAGAAAAAAAAUAGAACCUGGAUCCUUAUUCCGCAACACUUCUUGAAUCGAGAAGGAAAGUUGUUAAAGUUAAAAAAUUCUGCGCCGUCUUAGACGUCUUUGAGUUCUAUGUUUCUCACCAGCUCCCGAUGCAAAGUUCACAUGCCUGUGCUGCAACAAUUAUACCCCGACACCCUUGUUUGGCUUCUCUGUUGUUACUGGAAACUCUGAAGGAGACAUGGCGAAGUACGGAUAUGGCUACUAUCGGACUUGGAUUUUCCUCGCCAUGUUUGUGGGCUACACGUUGUAUUACUUCAACAGGAAGACGUUCUCGUUCGUCAUGCCUUCCCUGAUGCAGGACAUUAAACUGGAUAAGGAUGACCUGGGUCUUAUCACUAGCAGCCAGUCACUGGCCUAUGCAAUUAGCAAGUUUAUUAGUGGGGUGCUGUCCGAUCAGAUUAGUGCACGAUGGCUGUUCUCCUGUGGGCUCUGCUUGGUGGGUGGCAUUAAUGUGCUGUUCUCCCAGUCCUCCACGGUGGCCGUGUUUGCCAUCCUGUGGUUUCUGAAUGGCCUCGGUCAGGGCUUGGGAUGGCCCCCCUGUGGCAAAGUGCUGCGCAAGUGGUUCGAGCCAUCUCAGUUCGGAACGUGGUGGGCUGUGCUGUCCUGCAGUAUGAACUUGGCUGGAGGCCUGGGGCCAAUCAUUGCCACCCUCUUGGCUCAGAGCUACAGCUGGAGGUCCACACUCUUCAUCUCCGGCCUGACUUGCGUGGUCUUGUCCGUCUUCUGUCUACUGGUCAUCCGAAAUGAGCCUCGUGACGUUGGUCUGCCCAAUAUCGAAGUUGGUGUGAAGAAAGGCAAAACGGGUUCCAGCAAGGACCGUGAAAGCACCCUGUGGGAGUUCCUCUCGUCCCCCUAUCUAUGGGUACUGUCACUAGGUUACCUGGUGGUGUUUGGAGUCAAGACUGCUUGCACAGACUGGGGGCAGCUCUUCUUGAUUCAGGACAAGGGCCAGUCGGCACUUAUGGGUAGUUCUUAUAUGAGUGCCUUGGAGUUUGGGGGGUUGGUGGGCAGUUUAGCAGCUGGAUACCUGUCGGACAGGGCCGUGGCCCGGCAUGGCUUGCGUAUCUAUGGUAACCCCCGCCAUGGUCUCCUGCUGUCUAUGAUGGCAGGGAUGUGUGUCUCCAUGUACCUUUUCCGUACCACUGUCACUCAGGACAGCUCAAAUGUCUGGAUUCUUCUUUUGGGAGCUACUUUUGGCUUCUCAUCUUACGGCCCGAUCGCUCUGUUUGGCGUCAUCGCCAAUGAAAGUGCCCCCUCCAACUACUGUGGGACCUCCCAUGCCAUCGUGGCCUUGAUGGCAAAUGUUGGAGGCUUCCUGUCUGGGUUACCUUUCAGCACAGUAGCCAAGCAUCAUGGAUGGAACACAGCAUUCUGGGUAGCCGAAGUGACCUGUGCUGUUACAACAGUUGCCUUCUUCCUUUUGAGGAACAUCCAAACCAAAAUGGGACGUGCUGCGAAGAAGACUGACUGAGCAACAUGCUGUUACUUGUAUGUUUCCAAAAAAUUGAACAAAGACAACCUCUGUGUUCAUAUAAACUUGACAUUGAGGAGGGUGGUUAGAACCCUUUUGGAGCUGUAGUAUGUUUAUGCCACCUCUGUUAACUACUCACUUAGUCUCCUAUCACAGGAGGUAUGAAAUGUGCCCUGAAUGUUUUAAAAGCUACUCUGAGCUAAAAUUACACUCUCAACACUAUCUUAAGAUCAUCUUAAGGUUACAUGCUUUUGGAAAAUGUUCUGGGUUCUAAACUUGGCAUCUAAAAGAAAUCUGUCUUCAGAAGCAAAAAAACCUCCUAAAUAUCAGUUUAAAAAAUAUUUUAAAAAGUCAGAGGGUCUGGCUUUAAUGAUCUGUAAAGUUAUACAUAUUUUAAGUGUCUCAUUGCUAUACAGUAUGAUUUAUAUCUAUUCCAAACAGUUCUCCCAAAGGACGUCAUUUUCUGCCUCUACUACAUACUGCAUAUAUACUUUAAACUGCUGUAUUAUUUAUUGGGAAAUUUAGUUAUUUCAAAGAUGUAAGGAAUUCACAAAUUUAAAAUAGAUCCAGCGCUAACACAGGUAAAAAGAGAAAAUUGAGUAUUAGUGUGAAAGAUCUGUGAUGUCAUUUUUCACUCAGAGGUUUAACAACUCCAACUGAGGCUUUUCAGAAAUCUCUCUAGUCCUACCUCUAUUUUGUUAUUAUAAAUCUGUAUAUGGUGGUGUUUAAAAAAUGGGUUUUGCAACAGUUAAAAAACAUUAACUAAAAUAAAGUUUUACACAAUAAUUAUUUUGAAGUUAAUGGUUUAUAAUCUUUAAAUGGAACCCUGAUUUGAAUGUUAAUAAGUAACCUUCCAGCUGAAAACAGAAUAUUCUUGGAUAAACAGAAAAGUAUAAACAUCUUCAUGUGUGAUCGAAAAUAUUGUGUCAGACUUACUGAAUAACAGACAUUCUACUUUAGUUAAAUCAAGUUAUGGAUGGAUGGAAGUUACACAAACUGUCUACAAUUAAUCCUCUUUUAUGAAGCUGACAGGUAAACUGGAACGACUAGAUUGAUGUUUAUCAUUUAAUGUAAUAAAUAAAUAUUUUCUUGAUGCCAAUAAAACAAAAUCUAAUAUUCAACAAGCAGCAAAGGAAGCAGGAUAGUACCUCUCCCUGUCUGCCUUCAUUAACUCACACAAGGUGCAGCACACCUGAAAAGCAGCUACCCUUUUUUGGUUAGAUGGUUCAGAUCAUUCACACACCAGCAACUAUAAUCCAUAUAUACAGUUCUUUGCUGAUCAAAAAAGAAGAAGGAAAAAAA
Molecule: messenger RNA, 2879 nt
Organism: Electrophorus electricus (electric eel)
Lineage: Eukaryota; Metazoa; Chordata; Actinopteri; Gymnotiformes; Gymnotidae
Gene: slc37a4a
Product: solute carrier family 37 member 4a
Biological process (GO): glucose-6-phosphate transport; phosphate ion transmembrane transport
Cellular component (GO): endoplasmic reticulum membrane
Molecular function (GO): glucose 6-phosphate:phosphate antiporter activity
Source: RefSeq, a predicted model, not a curated record